GGCCUGUCGCUUUAAAAGGCGUGGCGUCUGCGUGACAACUCAGUGCAACGUAGCUAACACCCACUAUGCAACAUCCUGGUAUAACGUUAGAUGUACUUCAGUUUGGCGCUUGAGACCCGGAAAUUAAAAUAAAACGUUAGAUAGCUCUGCAGAUUGAAAAUGGCCACAGAUGAGCUCUCGUCCAAGCUUAGUCGUCGCCUGCAGAUAGAAGAAGGAGCCGAGGAUCCUAUUGCCGUUGACGUCCCCGAACAGCAUAAUGGGUCGGAAGUGAAACCGAGCACGGCCAACGCAGACUCGGAGCUGGGCGCAAAACUGGUGCGGCGAGGAGAGUUGAACGAAGGGCAGGGUCAGCACGGGCAGCCCAUUAUGAAGGUCUUCAACCCAUACACCGAGUUUAAGGAGUUCUCCCGAAAGCAGAUAAAAGACAUGGAGGUGAUGUUCAAAACGUAUGAUGCUGGGAAAGACAACUAUAUCGACCUAAUGGAGCUGAAGCUAAUGAUGGAGAAGCUUGGAGCUCCACAGACACACAUCGGCUUGAAGAACAUGAUAAAGGAGGUGGAUGAGGACUUGGACAACAAACUUAGCUUCAGAGAGUUCUUGCUGAUCUUCAGAAAGGCGGCUGCAGGAGAACUGGCAGAGGACAGUGGCCUUGGUGUGCUUGCUCGCCUCUCUGAAAUUGAUGUCUCCACUGAGGGGGUUAAAGGAGCUAAGACCUUUUUUGAAGCUAAAGUCCAGGCCAUCAAUGAGUCCAGUCGGUUUGAAGCAGAGAUCCGCCAGGAACAGGAGGCCAAGAAGAAGCAGGCUGAGGAGCAGAAACAGAGAAGAGCUGCUUUCAAAGAACUGCAGUCAGCCUUCAAGUAACUGCUUCUCUUUUCUCAGGAACUUUCACUCUCUGUGCUGUACUGUUUUGUCAGUUUGUUGAUGGUGUGUUUGUAUUCUCCAUGUAAGUCAGGUGAGCUCUUGAGUGCCAUACAUGGAGGUUACUGUUCUAAGAAUCAAUGGACUGCGUAUGUUAUGAAAACUCAGUGUAUAACAAUUGUUCAUGUGUCUCCAAUCAUCUAUUCAUUUAGCUCUUAAGCUAAAUGGUCUCAGUGUUCAAUACAAGUUUGUUGCAUCAGAUUGCAGAAUUGACAGUAGAUUAAGUAUUGGAAGAUUCUUAUGUUAUCUGUCAUCCACCACUUCCCAAGAAGUCAGUUUAUGCAUUAUUGUCGCCUACUGUGUUGGUGCAGUGGAUGUACUGAAAUAGACGGAUCAAAAAAUACAGUUAAAAAUUAAUUUUCAUCUUAUAAUAAACUGCUGUGCAGUGUUUUGAUGUCUAAUAAAUCUUCAACCUCAUGGAUUUGUGUUCGUGGACCAUGUGUGGCCCAUCUGAUGUCAGCCCAUUUGACUGCUACUGCUACUUGUACCACGUAGCCCCCAUGCUUUACAGCUAUGAUGUGGUUUUAUAACACAAUGAAAGUUCAAAUCAAGCUAGGAAUGACGAAUAGAAUAGAAUAGAAAUGUAUUGUCAUUGUUUGGCAACUAUUGCAGCAGCAGCAUCAUACAUUCAUUCAUGAAUACAAAUAUCAAUAAAAAUAGAUUAAAAGUGCAACUUGUGCAGACAUUUCAAGUGUCAAGUUAGAAUGACAUGAACUAAAUAUUUGUCACUGUAUUUGAGUAAAAAAAUACAUGUUCCGAAACAAUGUCAUCACUGAUAAUUCUAUAUAUUGCUUAGCCCUUAUAUUGCCGGAUACUGAGAUGUGUACGUGGGAAUGUAGGGGAAGUGGGGGUGGUCCACACAAAAGAUGUAAUUUAGUAUAGACUUGAAUGCACUGUGGCAUGGUUUGCCUACAGAGUCCAUUGUUGUUAAGUUUUGAAAGGUUGCCAAGCUCUGUAAUUUUACCAUGCUCUGAAUUAUGUUUUCCUACAAUAGGGCUGUGUGGGUGUGCAGUGGAUUUUUGGUUUGAUUUGUGGUGGUUCAGUUGUUGUGGUCAUUCUUCAAUGUCGUCUUUUGCAUUAGCCCUCUUAAAUACUCUACAAACAGCUUUUGAAUUAGGUUAUUUUAAAAUUGCGAUGUUCUCACCUAGAGUUUUCUGUUAUUCCAGUCAGCUGUUGAUGUUCAUCAACGUCAUUGAUGAGCUUUGCAGAUCUUUAUUGUAAACUCUGCUUUAAUAUUACGAAGAGCUGUCAUAGAGUUUGAAGUUCCUUUAAAUCAGUCUUGAAAGCGCCUGGAAAGAAGUCUGGGAAACUGUUACAUGGUCCAAAUGUGAUGCGUUAGUUGAACAUAAAAACGUUUAACCUGGGUAUUUGUACCCAAAUGUGCAACUGUGAAGUCAAGCCAGUUUGACAUGAAUCACGCAAUUGCCACAGCGGCAAUUCAAUCUUUAUGGAAUAUUUAUUGAAAGAAUAUUUCUUUACUGGAUAAAAUGGACAAAACCUCAGGAAAAGUAUAAGUAGGAUCUUCUUCUUCCAGGAUGAACUGACUGGGCACGUGUUCAGAAUAAAACAGAAAAACUACAUUAUGACAUCAGUGUCAUUGAAAUAGUUAAAGUGAAAUGUAAAUUUUGACAUCCAAAACUAUGCAAAUAUGGAACAGGAUUUUUUAAAAUGUUUUUGAAUGAAUGGCAUGCCUGCUCACCCAGACCCAUAUGGAUGUUUGACACAGAAUAUAUAAUGUGCCAUUAUAGACGUUAGACUAGAACAACUUCUGUUUAAGAGGUCACGGUGUCAUACAACUUUUGUCAAAUUAAUAGUAAUGUGACCAUUUUGGCAGAGCGCGAUGUCACCAUCUCACCAUUUCAGCAAGUUCCUGCUGAAAUGGUGAGAUGGUGACAUCGUGCUUCCUCUUUUGUCUAAUGCUGCCUUUAUGUCUUAUCAAAACUAGAUGACAUGCAUUCAUAUCCUAUCAAAACAUCUUAAUAUAAUUUUUCUCAAAUCCUUGUUCAUGUAUUGAAACCACUCGCAGUGGAGAAGGACUUUCCUGCUGAUUUCUUGUAGUGGCUUACUUGUUCCACUUUGAUCCACUCUGUAUAUUGUAAUUGGAUUUUAGCAAAAUGUUAUCGUAAUAAAUUUAAGUCAGUAUUCAGGUUUUUACAGUGUUAAUCCUGAAAAUUGGUAGAUUACUUAGAAAAUGAUCCUAUAACAAUGCAGCUCCUAUACUGAUAAUGGAAAACACAAGAUGGUAUACAAAAAUGUGGGACCACUGUUUGGUUUUAAAAAAAACAACAACAUAUGAAUAGAAAAAUGCGUAAUUUGUUUUCAGAAAUCAUUUCAAUGCAGUAGAACCACUAGAGACACUGUUCCUUGUUAGGAAAUUAAUAUGUGGCAACCUAAAACAUUGACUUUGAUUCAUUGUCAUAGUGAUCUUAAUGGAUUUUUUAAUGUAUUUUUUUUUUAUUUUUUUUUUUUAAAGGAACCACUGCCUCACACUUUUUUCUCCCUUUUAAUGAACUGAUGUGCAAAUAGUGUUAUUUAAUGACAAAGAGAAAUGGUACAUCAAUGCUUUGCAAGUUUUAGAAUAUUGUCAACUUGAAUUAAUGGACCAGCAUAUAAAACUGCAUAGGACAGUGACAAAAUAUUAUUGAUUAUUGGUUGUUUAUUGAUUUGAGUGCUGUUGUAUUGUAAUAUUAUAUUUUACAAAAUCUUUUAUCCACAUAAGUGAUUCUAAGCAACUGAAGUAAAAAAAAAUAAAAAAACAGUUAAGGGAGACACUUUUCCCCACAGUGAUAAUGCAUAUCAACCGGUGUACUAUUGCAUCAUUCUAUGAAUGACCUAAAAGUGUAUACAACCAUCUGGCCAAGAACAACAUGUAUUUUAAACCAUUUGUGAAAUGUUUGUAUUGGAUGAGUGUUUUUCCAAACACAUUAGUCAGGCAUCACAUUUUGUAAUCCUAAUAUUAUCAUUUUCAAUAAUGUAGCAAAUUCUUUUAGGACAGAUUGUCCAGUAAUGGAAAACAUAAGUAUUGUGUAAAAUGUUAGUUACUACUUCACAUAGUGUUAUUGAUUCUGUUGAAACAAGCAUAUUGUGGGAAAAGUCCUCAAAAAUGAAUUCAUAUUAAUACAACAAAUAUUUAAUUGCAACAUUGCAUUUCUUUAUUUUUUCAAAUUGAGGGUUUCCUUAAAAAUGUACGUAAAUUCAUUGUUCUUGAGUUAGCACAAAUGACAGUUGGGUGCUGCUAUUUCAUCACUGAGCUCAGAACCAGUCCAAACCUCCCUGAGGCAUUAGGGAAGAGUGCUGAGAACACCACCCCCCUAAGCAGAUUUAUAAAGAAAAGAAUGAGGUAUAAACAAUACUUAAUGAUUAUUAAAUGCCAAGAAAAUAUUUUAAAAUAUAGUAAAUGUAGUGUACACUCACUGGCCAGUUCAUUAGGUACACUAGUGAAAACAAUUGUAUUCUAACAUAAGGGUCCUGAGCUUAAUUACUCUUCAUGACUGUAAUGCUCAGUCUCUGAUGAAAAGGUGAAAGAAAGGUGGUUAAUCAACUGUGUGAUCACACUAGAGGACACAGUUUAUGUCGCUGGUAAACUGUAUUGAGUUAAAAUUGGUUCUAUUAUUGAUAGGAUUGUCAAAAUAAUAGUAACAUCUGGAAGUUUAAUACAGUACAAUUCAAUAGUUCAAAAUACUCCUUCAACAUAGUCCAAAAUGAAACUGCAGUUUCUAUUUAAAAAAAAAAAAAAAAGCCUCAGUACAGGGCUGUAAAAGUAGCAAACAUUUGUUUUUACAAGUGUAUGUAAUGAACUGGCAAGUGCGUAUACAUGUCUACAUUUCUACAUAAAAAUGCAUGCAAAACAUCUCAGAACUGAAGUGGUUCUGUACUUAGAACUGGGCUAAAAUUCCUCCCAGUCGCUGUAAACUGAUCAGAAGUUUACUGGAGAUAUUUAAUUGCUUCUAUUGCUGCACAAGGAGAUCACACCAGACCCCGAAAACAAGGGUUCACAUACUUUUGCACCUCACAGAUAUGUAUAACUGUCUUUUUUUCUUAAAUUAAAGUACUGCGUUAAGUAGAAUCAUUUGUUUGACCAGAUUCUCUGUCUACUUUCAGGGCUUAUGUGGAAAUUCCUGAUGUUUUGAGUAUUGUGUAAAACACAUCUGAGGGUUGCAAAUACUUUUAAGCUGCACUAUAUUUUUGUUUUGGUUUGAUUUUUAUCAGGCAGUCACAAAACACAGACCUGGAAGUGGCUUGUGGACUGUUUCUGUUUCCAAACACUGGGACAUUUCCAAGCGUUUUUAGUCCAUAGGCCCAUAAAUCAUCUAAAAUUGGUAAUGCAAGGGGCCAAAUCUGACAAAGCUUGGGAGAUGUUUGCAGAUUUCAACUUUUUGUUUUCUAGAUGGUUGUGGGAUACUUGUGGUUUUAGGUUUUAUCAGCUCUAUUAUGCAUCUUAACGCUAACUCUACUAAUAUUACCUAUUACUUAUUACUACUCACGUGAUGGAUUUGAUGAAUUUUUAAACUUCCACUGAAUUCUCCCAACACCUUAUCCCUUGGUAUUUUAUUGUUGCUUAAAUGUACUACAAUUACUGCUGUCAUUAACCUUAGUGCUUAUUGUUCCACCGCAACAACAAUAUCAAUGGAAAUGACACAUUUCUAAUGUUGUAGAAAUCUGUUGGCUGAUUUUAGUUUUUGACUUUCCUUUUGUUGUUGGUACAGCAUUCUAUUCUAUUCUAUUCUAUUCUAUUCUAUUCUAUUCUAUUCUAUUCUAUUCUAUUCUCUGGAAUAUUAGGAAGUUUCUGUUCUAUAAAAACCCUUAUACCCUUGAAGAAUCUUUAAAGGCUCACUUGCAAAUCCUGAUUGUGUUCCAGUGCCCAGUUGCAGCCCUUGAUCUCCUCCCAGCUCACUGCUGUAAUCCUCAACUGUGGUCCAUAUGUGUAUUGAAAGUAAAAACAUGAUUUAGAAGGGAAUUUGUUUGAGAUGAACAGUUAGGAACAUUUUUUCCGUCUAAUGUAUGUUUGUAUUUUCUCCACAUUUAUUUUUAAUGUAUGCAUAUAAAUAAAUCUCUAAUACAACAUUAUUUAGAUUUUCAAUAAAUUUACCCAUUUGUCACAAAUGUGUCAGUUGUGUGUACUAGGUACCUUUCUACCAUUGUUGUUAUAUGACUGUGAGUCAUAUAGCACGUCUUUUCUUCAUAUAUUGUACUGUUCUGCCUCCCUUGCUCCUUCUUUUUAUUUUUCAUCUUCCUGUGUCCUAGGCAGUGAUUGGAGGAAAACUGUUUUUGUUUUUUUUCCUGUGACUAAACAAGACUGCUGGCCAUCA
Mugil cephalus (flathead mullet) is the source of this 6227-nucleotide messenger RNA. RefSeq names its product EF-hand domain family, member D2 (gene efhd2). The transcript is spliced from 5 exons. The record is from RefSeq and is a predicted model, not a curated record. Gene Ontology annotation, molecular function: calcium ion binding. NCBI's taxonomy places the organism in Eukaryota, Metazoa, Chordata, Actinopteri, Mugiliformes, Mugilidae. Bases 160 to 861 code for a protein of 233 amino acids.